Messenger RNA from Symbiodinium sp. CCMP2592, 1971 nucleotides. Lineage: Eukaryota; Dinophyceae; Suessiales; Symbiodiniaceae. The record is from the annotation of a GenBank genome assembly.
AUGGCUUCCAUGGCAGAACUUCGGAAUCGAUGUCAGACGGUACGCUGGCGUCAGGAUUGUCAACAAGAAGGCGAGAUUCACUGCAAGGAGUAUGCUGCCAUUGAGGCCGACACGGUCAUCGACCUGUUGGCUUACGGUCGCUCGCAAGGAAAGCUGGAAGGCGCUCCGCCCGAUGCCGAAGAUGUCUCCCGAGCCUACAAGAAGACUGCCAUCAAGCUCCACCCGGACAAGAGCCCGCCGGAGGAGCAAGAGAUGGCGCCGGUGCGCACGCAGGCCUCCGCAGCAGCCACGACAAACAUCGUGGAGUUGCCCCCACCUGGCUCAGCGCCACAUGGUGGAUCAGCGGGCAGCAAGCGGAAGUCGAAGGGCAAGAAGGGGCACAAAGGCCUUCAUUACGGAAAAGAGCAAGGCGUACCGCCAAAACACCCUCCCUCCACCACCUACGCCUACGUCUCCAGCUAUGGACGUUCCGCCCCGGACCCGGCUCCGAAGAAAGCAGAGGUCCUAGAGAGGAAGAGCGGCCAAUGGCCAUCGUGGUCCCGAACGGUGAGGUUGAUGAAAGCACUCCUCGCCUGGUGCUUCCGUGGUCCUUGUUCCAGCAUGUGGUCAUGUGUUACCGACCUUCAGUCCUGGGGCAGAGUUGGUGUGAUCGUGAUCCGCCGGGUUGCUCAAUAUAUUCUUCAUUGGGCACAAAAGAAAGGUUACAUGUCCAAUCCUGCAAGCCAACCAUGGCAACCGCGUGCUUUAUGGAUCUACAUGGGGCUGAUCCGGAACCACAAGGAGAUCAACCUCGCCACAGGCAACCACCGCCACGUCUUCACCUUCCAGGACUUCCUGCGGAACCCAAGUUUAGGGCAGCACUAUAUCGAGCAGGAGAGGGCCCACCAAGACCCGGGCGGACCGCCCUUCUCUGCCUUUACCCAUGAGCCACUUCACCCGAUAACCGUUGGCGACCAGCGCGCAAACAACGUGAUGGGUCGUUGGGCCAAUCGAUCUCUUGGGGGAAGAACCAGCGGUGCCUCCGGAUGCGGGCGCACCGCUAGUGUCAACACGAGCGUACGGCCCCUCCGGCUGCUUCUGGGUCAAGCAAGACAGCGCAAAGAGCCACUCAUUGGGAAUGCCGGCACUGCCCGCUGUGCAAUCGGGAGAAAGCCGUGUGCAUUAUCUCUGACGAUGAAGCUGACCCUGACGUCGAGCUGGAUGAGGAGGAGAGAGCAGAGGUGGCCCGCUUGGAGCAGGAAUGCAGAUUUGGAGCGGCGGAGGCGAGGGCUGAACGCCGGCCAGCAGAGGACCCUCCUUAAGAACCUGGCGAACAUCUCCGCGGUCAUGGGAGGGCAACUUGAUGAUACGAUCAAGCGAACCGCCCAGAUCCGUGACCGAGGAGCUCGCGAGGGGUCGGGCAACGCGAAGGUCAAGGCCACCCAGCUCACCGCCAACAACGAUCCGAAAUACAUUUCGGAUCUGGCCAGUGGGAUGGGCCAUGUGGCUAUUCAAAGGCAGAGGUCCCGCCUGAGAGCGGUGCAGUUUCAAGACCUUCCCUCCAAUGAUGAGCUUAGGGAGGGCUCAUCGGAGCACCUCCUCAACCGGCUUGAUCGGCUCGAGAUGCAAGAAGUACGAUGGACGACUGACGAGGUGGCCGGCUGUUACACGAUGCAGUUCCUCGACUACUUCGAAGCCCAUGUGGAAGCAGAGGCCGAGGGAUCAGCCCCCGGCCACAGCUUCCAAAUCAGCCAGGCACUCCGCCCCCCCACCCUUUCGUCCGGCUACAUCGCCUCCUACCAGGACGAGUUCCCCUUCGGCGACCUCUACCACCGCAGCCGGGCGGCCAGAUCCUCCUGCUGUGGCGAUCCGCCCAAAGAACGAGACGAUGGGCAACGAUCGACCGGAAGACCAACCCUCAAGCUCUAUGUCACUGGAGCAGAAGCCGACCUGCCUGACCUGACGAGGCAAGGCAGGCACACAGGCGAGUAA